Molecule: messenger RNA, 132 nt
Organism: Funneliformis geosporum
Lineage: Eukaryota; Fungi; Glomeromycota; Glomeromycetes; Glomerales; Glomeraceae
Source: the annotation of a GenBank genome assembly
UGUAUAUGUGAGAAAGCGGGUUUUGAAAUCGAAACAAUUAAGGCUACUGUACCAAAAUUCACUCAAUCAAAUAUGACCGCCAUGGUCACAGCUACCGAUUUUGAUGAAUAUCAAAUUUUUACUCAACUGUGA